UCUCAACACGAAGCCAUGUAAGUUUGACAGCGCCACCCUGACACGAUUUUGAAGCAGCAUUUUGGAUAUAAAGUCAUUCAUUAUACUCUCAACUGUUCUUUUUAAGAUUUUUGGAGGCGAGGGCAGUUAUAGUUUGAUUGACAGCUCUUUCUAUGCUCCUCCUCCCGCAGCUCUUACAUGACAGGCGCCCGCAUGUAAACUCGCGGCUGAAGGCAGUAACGGGAGUGAUGCUGUAGAGUUCAGCGGCCACGAGCGAGAUUUUUUACGACAAUUUUUAAUAUUCGUGCCUCAACAAUGAAGACCAUACUGGCUGCAUAUUCCGGUGUCAAAAAGGGCUCAGGCUCCAGCAUCCUAUCAGCCUUACAAGACCUGACCUCAGUCCCUUGGCUGACACAAUCCAAAAUGGUGAAACAUCUGCAGGUGAUGUGCGUUCUACACUUUGUCAGCACAUUUCUUGCCAUGGGCAUUGGCUGUUCUUUGCUGCUGGUGUAUAUUUUUUGCACCGACUGCUGGGUAAUUGCUGCCAUGUACACUGCCUGGCUUAUCUUUGACUGGAAUACCCCAAAACAAGGAGGCCGCAGAUCCACCUGGAUGAGAAACUGGUCUGUAUGGAAGUACUUUAGGGACUAUUUUCCCAUAAGACUAAUAAAGACCCAUAACCUGCUUCCCAGCCGAAACUACAUUUUUGGGUACCACCCUCACGGUAUCUUGUGUUUUGGUGCUUUUUGUAACUUUGCGACUGAGGCCACUGGAUUCUCCAAGAAAUUCCCUGGAAUCAAGCCAUCUCUGGCCACAUUGGCUGGAAACUUCCGUUUGCCAGUGUUUAGGGAUUACCUGAUGUGUGGAGGUAUCUGCCCAGUAAACCGUAACUCCAUUGACUUCCUCCUGUCUAGUAAUGGGACGGGCAAUGCAGUGGUCAUCGUGAUUGGAGGGGCUGCAGAAUCUUUGAACUGUGCCCCAGGAACGAACUCUGUCAUGCUGAAGGACCGCAAAGGCUUUGUAAAACUGGCCCUCAAAAAAGGUGCUGAUCUGGUGCCCAUCUACUCAUUUGGAGAAAAUGAGGUUUAUAAACAGCUCAUCUUCAAGGAUGGCUCCUGGUGUCGUCUGACCCAAAAGAGACUUCAAAAGAUUCUAGGUUUUGCCCCUUGUCUUUUCCAUGGCUGUGGACUGGUCUUUCCCGACUCCUGGGGCCUUUUGCCUUAUUGCAAGCCCAUAACUACUGUUGUCGGUGAACCCAUCACAGUUCCGAAAAUCGAGGACCCGACUCAGGACAUCAUAGAUAUGUACCAUGCCAUGUACAUCAGAUCCCUCAAGUCUCUAUUUGACAAUAACAAGACUCGUUUUGGUCUAAAUGAGAGUGACACCCUUGAAAUUCACUGAGAGACAAGACUGAGGAAUAACUUUACAAAAGAACAAUGUGGGAAUUGAAAGAUUCGCCUCCAAACUAAAGUGCCUGUUCAGAGAAGGCGAAGGUAAUGCUGUGCCUGCUGUAUAAUUGAAAUUGUCAAUAUUAAUUGUAUUGACAGAAACCAAGAGUACAUUGAUGUUCCCUAACGGUGGUAUGUUAGGAGCGCUGUUGUGUCAAAUAUUUCAGAUUUCAGACAGUUGCUCUUUCAUUGCUUUAAAUGCUCUCUCUUAAGACAUAUCCAUUUUAUACUGUAUUAAAAAGAAAAGGUAUGGAGAUGUACUGUAUUAUAUGGGAUGCAGUGAAACUAGCUCAAUAGUCACUGUUGCUCAUUGCCACUAGGUGACAUUACUUAAUAAUUAAGUCAAAGAUUUGAUUGGUGCCUUGAAUAUUCUAGAUUUUACAGUUAAGGAGGACAUUAUAUUUUUCAAAAUAUGGCAAUAUUUUUUACGUUUUCAUUUUAAAUUAUGUAUAAAAAGAAUUUCCCCCCAUUAGAUUCCUAUUUAAAUGCACAAGCAAUGCAAUUAUCGGGAGGUUUGCCUCACCUAAAAGCCAAGAAGUGGAGGUAGAUUCCGGCCAAGUAAUGUACAAAAUUAUGACACAAGAGUGUGAUUUAAUUGUUAGAACAAGUCGGAAUAAAAGUGUUUCUGCCAGGAUAUUUUGGAUUUAGGAAAAAUUUGCCAUUUGAUCACAGCUGCAGUGGUGUUUUGGAUUGAAUAAUGAUUCUUAUGCCAAUCCAACAGCUGCAGAAUAAAGUGGGUCCUCAUUUGCCAUAUGGGUGACCCAGUUUGUAUAGCUAGAAGGCUGCAGGGUAAAAGAGAAGUCUAGAAUUUGAUGACCAAAUAUGAUGACGAUGAAUAUGGGUAAAUGUGUGAUGGUUUAAUCAAUGGUUGCAGAUUUACUGUAUUAAUUCCUAGUAUGACCAUUUUCCAGUACACAUCUUGUAAGGUUAUAAAUAAUUGACCACAGAAGUAUUAGUUUUGCAUAUAUUAGAUGCACAUGCAUUCUUUAUUUUGCAUUUUUUUUAAACAAUUUCAAGGAUGUUCCACCAGUGUCAAACAACUUUCAGUGCUUUAAACUCUAAAAGCAAAUGCUGGAAAGACCUCAAAUAUGUUUGUAGGCCAAAUCAAACAAAUGUGUUCUUUUUUUAAAACAAUUAUUUGUACUGAAUUGCAAAUAACCUGAAUCUAUUUUAGAGUUCAAAUCUCAGUUAAAGGGACAGUUCACCUAAAAAUGAAAAUUCUCUCACACUCAUGCCAUCCUAGAUGUGUAUGACUUUCUUUCUUCUACUGAACACAAACAAAGAUUUUUAGAAAAAUAUUUCAGCAUCUGUAGGUCCAUACAAUGCAAGUGAUUGGUGGCCAGAACCUUAUAGCAUAUAAAGGCAGCAUAAAAGUAAUCCAUAUGACUUGUGGUUUAUUCCAUAUCUUCAGAAGCGAUAUGAUUAGUGUAGGUGAGAAACAGAUCAAUAUUAAAGUCCUUUCUUCAUAGAAAUCUCCACUUUCAUUUUCACUUACAGAUUCUUCUUAUUUUGUUUUUGUCAAUUCGCAUUCUUUGUGCAAAUCGCCACCUACUGGGCAGGGAGGAGAAUUUAUAGUAAGAAAGGACUUAAAUAUUAUCUGUUUCUCACCCGCACUUAUCAUAUCACUUCUGAAGGAUAAACCACUGGAAUCGUAUGGAUUACUUUUAUGCUGCCUUUAUGUGCUUUUUGGACCUUCAAAGUUCUUGCCAACAUUCACUUACAUUUUAUAGACCAGGGGUGCUCACACUUCUAGGGCAUGAGAUCUACUAAUAGAUCAUGAUGCUAUUAUAGUAAGAUCUACCAUGUAUUAUUGACAGUGUUGUCACGAUACAAAAAUGUCAGUAGCCGGUACAUCUGUACCAGUGAAAUAUAACAAAAUCUCAAUACCAAAAUUAAUUCUAACUCAAUUGUAAAUUAGGUCAACUUUGUUUUAAGUGCUGAAGUUAUUAUUAUGAAGCGAUCGGUGUAAUUAGCACCCCUGAUAUAGACCUACAAAGCUGAGAUAUUCUUCUAAAAAUCUUUGUUUGUGUUCUGCUGAAGAAAAAAGUCAUACACAUCUGAGAUGGCAAGAGGGUGAGUAAAUGAUGAGAGAAUUUUCAUUUUUGGUUGAACUACCCCUUUAAUAACUUAUAAUCUUAUUUAUCCUGCAUCCUGACAGAAUGAAGUUAAUGGUGAUAUUUGCGACCUGCAGCUUUUGAUCAAUGGAUAAUAAGCAAUUGUAUCCUGAAAUCAGUGAUUAACAAUUGUAACAUACUGCUUUUUAAUUAAGUUAUACAAUGAUCUGAAUAUGCAAAAUAAAUGCUGCAGUGUCCAUCUCUGAUAUCAGUGCCUUUGUUGAUGUCAAUAAAAUGCAUACCUGAUUCUUUAGAUUAAACUUUUAUAUAUUUUUGGAAUAAACGUUUAUG
This is a messenger RNA of Xyrauchen texanus (razorback sucker), 3832 nucleotides long. Its product is annotated as diacylglycerol O-acyltransferase 2-like. Bases 295 to 1380 code for a protein of 361 amino acids. Lineage: Eukaryota; Metazoa; Chordata; Actinopteri; Cypriniformes; Catostomidae. Gene Ontology annotation, biological process: triglyceride biosynthetic process. Gene Ontology annotation, molecular function: diacylglycerol O-acyltransferase activity. The record is from RefSeq and is a predicted model, not a curated record. The transcript has 8 exons. Gene Ontology annotation, cellular component: endoplasmic reticulum membrane.